CUGGUUAGUGUCAGCGGUGGGAUCAGAGCACAUUCCCAACUGCUAACCCAGACCCAGGGCCCAGACCUGAUGGAAACUCUCUUCUGGAAGAAAAUGGCCUCUCUUCUGUUGCCUGCCUUUUGCCUUUUGAGCGGAGCCGGGUGUACAGCCAGAUGGGCAGUCCCUGAUUUUGGCAACGUCUACCACGUCUCAGGGGUUAUCGACCUGCCGUUCGCUGAAAUCCAGGAGCCCUUUGAAGCCUGGUACAACCUGUCGGGAGGGAAGAGCCGGAUCCAGUACUACCACGGGCAAGUGGUCACCUUCCAGUACAGGGCAGAGAGGCCGUUUGGUGCCCUCUACAAGAUCACCCCAGAGACCACGGAGCUGGAGCUGAACAUCCGAAAGUGCUUCCGAAUCAGCGGCAGCCCUGGGAAGCGCGUCUAUCCACAGAGCGUCUUCCCCAGGCUGGACGGUUUCAAGCCCGUGCGGGAGGAGUCCUACAAAGGGCAGCUCUGCACCGUGUGGCAGAACGUGUCCUACUGGGGCCGGAAGAAGAACGUCUACACCCUGUGGGUGGCCAGCUCCGCUGAUGGCCCCGUGCCCGUCCACUACGAGAUGCGGGGCUUCAACAGCCUGCUGGGCUCCCACUACGACAAGUACAAGAUUGACUACAGCGACUUCACCCACAGCUACCCGGCUGGGGUCUUGGACAUCCCAAGCGGCAUGGAGUGCGAGUUUCCUCCGGGAGACGGAGUGGAGCAUCGUAUCCUCGCCAACCCCAUGUGGGAUUUCGUGGGCAGGCAGGCGGAUCGAGGCCGUCAGCUGUUUCAUCACUACCGGCGGGAGUACAGGAAGGAGUACGGCAGCAGGAAGGAGCUUGAGCGCAGGGCACAAACGUUCGUUCACAACAUGAGGUUCGUCCACUCCAAAAAUCGGGCCAACCUGCCCUACAAGCUGGCGCUGAACCACCUGGCCGACCGCACCCCAGAGGAGAUGGCCGUGCUGCGGGGGCGGCUGCAGGACCAAACUCCCCACAAUGGGCAGCCGUUCCCACUGGCACCAUACGCUGGCAUCAUCCUGCCUGAGAGCCUGGACUGGAGGCUGUACGGCGCAGUGACCCCCGUGAAGGACCAGGCCCUGUGCGGCUCCUGCUGGAGCUUUGUGGCUGCGGGAGGAUUAGAAGGUGCCCUGUUCCUCAAGACCGGAGUGCUGACCCCUCUGUCUCAGCAAGCCCUGAUCGACUGUUCCUGGGGCUUCGGGAACCACGGCUGCGACGGCGGCCUUCCUUGGCGGGCCUUUAAAUGGGUCAGGAAGCACGGCGGCAUCCCGAGCGCCGAGGCCUACGGGCCGUACAGGGGCCAGAACGGAUACUGCCACUACAACUCGUCUGAGCUCCUCGCCAACAUCAGAGGCCACGUCAACCUCCCGGCCGGCGACGUCACCGCCCUGAGAGCCGCCAUCUUCAAGAAUGGCCCCGUGGCCGUCAGCAUUGACGCCUCUGCCAAGUCAUUCAUAUUUUACUCCAACGGCAUCUACUAUGAACCCCAGUGUGGGAAUACCAGCAGCAGCUUGAAUCACGCGGUGCUCGCCGUGGGCUACGGGGUUCUGCAAGGGGACAGCUAUUGGCUCAUCAAAAACUCCUGGUCCACUUACUGGGGUAACGAUGGCUACAUCCUCAUGUCCAUGCAGGACAACAACUGUGGGGUGGCGACCGCUGCAACAUACCCGGUCCUGGCCUGAUCUCCUGGGUCAGAGGGAAGCAAGCUGGCUUCGGGCUGCUGAUCCUUAGCAGUCUGCCGGGCUUGCUUGUUAUCUGUGCUUGCUUGUGCUCUGGACGGGACCAAGUGGGGCUGGCUUAGCGCCUGAUGCCACGUGGGCCUAGGUGUGACACUGCAGUCUAUAUAAUUUUAUAAAAAUAUGCUAAUGAGGGAAUAUAAUGUAACUGGAAUAUGCUUCAUGCAGAAGGUCUCUUGUAAUGUAUCAUUACAAAGUUAAUAAUCUACUGAGUGUGAUCAUCCUAUGUGUAUAAAUGUACUACUCUUGUAUCUGAAACUAGAAAUAUGAACUAUAACUCUGAGGGCCUCUUGUAACUAUGCAAAGUGUGGGCCAUUAAUGGUGGUUUGGAAUCUUGAUGACUCCCAUUAACCAGGACAAUUGUCUGCAGAUGGGUGUUUUAUCUGUAAGUCUUCCUGUACACCUGUGUGCUGGCAAGUGGGCGAUGAAGUCUUGCAGUGACAUGUGAUCAUGUCACCUGAACUAAAAUUCAUCUUUAAUCUGGUGUCUUUCCAUUGAAAAGGAAGGAGUGGGAACCCAGAGAGGGACAAAGGAUUCCCGGCCUAUGCAAAAGAUAUAUAGAGGAGUGGAACAGAACAAAGGGGAGAGAGGAGAGGAGCCAUCAUGAGGAAUCCCCUAGCUACCACCUGAUCUGGAACAAGAGCUGUACCAGGGGAAAGAAUUGUGCCCAGGCCUGGAAGGGGUCCAGUCUGAGGAAAAAACUUACUGAAGCAUCUCUGAGGGUGAGAUUAUCUGUAUUCAGUUUGAUUAGACAUAGAUUUGCGCGUUUUAUUUUAUUUUGCUUGGUGACUUACUUUGUUCUGUCUGUUACUACUUGGAACCACUUAAAUCCGACUUUCGGUAUUUAAUAAAAUCACAUUUUACUUA
Molecule: messenger RNA, 2640 nt
Organism: Gopherus flavomarginatus (Mexican gopher tortoise)
Lineage: Eukaryota; Metazoa; Chordata; Testudines; Testudinidae
Product: digestive cysteine proteinase 2-like
Exons: 12
Coding region: 70-1719 (549 amino acids)
Biological process (GO): immune response
Cellular component (GO): lysosome
Molecular function (GO): cysteine-type endopeptidase activity
Source: RefSeq, a predicted model, not a curated record